This is a messenger RNA of Nerophis lumbriciformis (worm pipefish), 5576 nucleotides long. RefSeq names its product zinc finger protein 608 (gene znf608). Gene Ontology annotation, biological process: regulation of transcription by RNA polymerase II. Gene Ontology annotation, cellular component: nucleus. The record is from RefSeq and is a predicted model, not a curated record. NCBI's taxonomy places the organism in Eukaryota, Metazoa, Chordata, Actinopteri, Syngnathiformes, Syngnathidae.
GGGAAGGUGAGGACACGAGGAGGGAGGAUGGGGAAAAGGCAAAUGAAGAAGAAGAAGCUCAGACAGACGCUUGAGAAAGAGGAAGGUGAUGAAGAGGAAGAGGAAAUCCUUCAUCAUGUUUAGAAUAAUAUUCUCAUUUGCUCCUAAAAGUCAUCAAAUCUCACCUUUUUGUCUCCUGUUUGGCGGCGUUUGCGCUAACGUGCUAACAGUUGUUAGCGGCUGACCCAAUACUUGUGACCAUCUUUGCUGGAGGGUCACAUGACCUCAGUCAAAUCCUCUUCCCGCCUGCAGGUGGAGCCCAUGUUCACUCCCACGGCGGCCCCUGCUCCGGGCCCCCCGCCGCCCCCGGCCGCCGCCUCCCUCCGCCCUCCGACGCCGCCCUCCUGUCACCGAGCCAAGCCAAAGACCAGGUCCGUGGGCACCAACACGCAGGACGCCGGCGCCACCUCCGGGCCGGACAGGGACUCGGACUCCACGGGCCCCUGUCAACCUGGGACCAGCGUCAACCUGGAGGGCAUCGUGUGGCACGAGACGGAAGAAGGUGUGUUGGUGGUCAACGUGACGUGGAGGAAGAGGACCUACGUGGGAACGCUGCUGGACUGCACCAAACAUGACUGGGCUCCUCCCAGGUUUUGUGAGUCUCCAUCCAGCGAUCCAGAGAUGCCAGGUGGGCGUGGCCGUGGGAAAAGGAUGCGGCUUGCAAUGGCGGAGCGUCCCUGCGUCGAGGUCGCCCCUGCGGUAAAGGUCCGGGGUCUUCCGCAGCACCGUAGCCGGGGUGGCGGCAUGGCAGCCUCACCCGUCCACAGCAAGGGUCGUCGGGGCAGCUUGAAGCUCAUCAGCAACUGUCGGACUUCUCCGUCUUUCUUUACCAUGGAGGACGGUACUGCUAACGGCGCCGCCGUCCUGCCGUCUGGAAAGAGAAAGAUCAAGUUGCCGGCUGAUCUGGACCUCAGUUUGGUUUCCUCGGACAACAUUACGAAUGGGAAUGGGAAGAGGAUUCGAGCCAAGUCCCGCAGCGCCCCCUCCACACCUCAAGGCAAGUCCGACCCCUCGUUCAUGGACCCGGGGAGAGGUUGCAGCUCCUCGCCGCCUCCACCACCCAUUCUCAUCGACUGCCCCCACCCCAACUGCACUAAACGCUACAAGCACAUCAACGGGCUGCGCUACCACCAGACGCACGCUCACCUGGAAGCGGAGGAGCAGAGGAAGCCGGAUCGGGAACACGUGAAGGACGGUGAGAGUGAGGAAAGAUUGUCAGACUGUGAGGAAUCCGUCAGUCACAUGACCUACGACCCCUCGGAAGCAAACAACAGCCUGACUAAAAAAGCGGAGCCCUUAUACAAGGUGACCACUGUGGGUUCACCCAAGAAUAGACGGCUGCUCCUCAGUGCGGACCACAGUUCUCCUUUUAUCUCCAAAACCAGGAGAAGCUCACUGCUAAAGGACGGGCUGAUUGACGACCUCAGCAACCUGCCCAUCAUCUCCAACAUGACAGUCGUACUGGAGAACUGCAUGGUUGCAGACAGGAGCUCUGCAAUAGAGAUGCCCAAGCUGGAAGCUGAAGGUCUGAUUGACAAGAAGGUUCUUUGUGACAAGAGCAAAAAAGCCAAUGGGAAGGUGGACAAGUUGUCCAAGUCUCGCACCAACCGGCCAAUCGCCCCAGCACCCGCUCCUCCCAAGUUAAUCGCUAUACCCAAUGCGUCGUAUCCUGGGGUCCCUGCAGAUUCUGCUACCUCCCAGCAGCCUUCAACCAUUGCAGAAGUGGUUCUGAGCAGUAAGAAUGUGUCCCUGAAGGCCAUCAAACCAAAGCUCAGCAUCGUCGUGGAGCCCAGCCUGGUCAAAGACAGGCUGCUUGGCUGCAAAGAAACCAGGAAGAAGGAGAAGAGGAGGCUGAAGGACAAACACAGCAGGGAUGCACCCACGAGAUUGCCUCAUGGCGAUGACAGCGGGAUCAAAAUAGAAGACGGCACCACCAAAAUAAGUGCAAAGGAGAUCUGUGGGAGCCUCCUGAAAGAGCACCUGAGCAAGCAGGAAGUGAUGAACGGCUUCAGCGAGAGUCAGGAGAGCAGGAUGGCAAGCAUCCGUGCUGAGGCCGACAAGGUGUACACCUUCACCGACAACGCUCCCAGUCCGUCCAUCGGCUGUUCAUCGCGGCUGGAUGCCGGCGGAAGUUGUCUGCCGACGUCCGACAGCAAGACCAACAGCCCCGCCUACUCGGACAUCUCUGAUGCCGGUGAGGAUGGCGUGUCCUCUGAAAGUCGCUUGGAUGCAAUCAGAUCCAAGUCUGUUUCUUCUGCUGAGCUCAACGCUAACAGUAACCAUAGCAACGCCAGAAGGACACCCCCUGCAGGACCGGGCCUUUCCUUGAAAGAGCCCCAGUCCCCAUACUACCACAGCUUUGAGCCUUACUUCCUGCCGGGUUACGUCCAGGCCGACAGGCAUAACACUGUUGGCGCCUUCCACAAAGGUUCCUCUCACGAUGCUAAAAGUAAAGAGGAUAGAAAAGAGGAGGACAAUGGCUCCCCCCGUGACUUUGCUGACUGUAAAACAGGUGAAGAGUCAGCUCCGUCUCAGCUCCAGCUGGCCAUGAGUCAGACGCAGACCGCCUUGGCCCAAUCUCUGUACUAUGGACAGUACUCGCGAGGACUUUACAUGGACCAGAAACUCUUACUGGCCUCUAAAUGCUGUGAGCAGAAGAGGGGACAUGGGGGACGAGAGGGCGAGGAUGUCAAACAUCUGGGUGGGACCUCGUCCAGUGGAGGAAAAGGUCCAGAAGGGGCAAAAGGGUGCUGUCCAAAAGCCAUCCUGUCUUAUUUGGAGGUGAAUGAGCGGGGAGAAAGGGGUCUGGGCAUCAAGGUGGUCUCAACCAAAGACUGUGAUGACAUCCAUUCAGCGUCCACCUUGUCCCAACAUAACCCCAACAGUCACAGUGAGCUGGACUCAAACCUUUCCUACUCCAGUCCCCCAGACGGCCCGACGUGGGCUCAGCCCAUGGUUCACAGCAAAUAUUCGGAGCUGCAGAAUCCACUUGGAGAGGCAGCCAAUGAAGGGGACGCGGAAAGGUCCAAAGAAAGAGGGACCACCGUGGAAACUGCUGGGCCCAAGUCUCCCAUGGCGAGAGGAGGCUGCGGCGGCCAUGAUGCUAGAAAACCCAUAGUCCGUGGAUCGCAGGAUGUGACACUCGUCGACUCAGAGGACUCGGAUGGCCUAGACGAGCUGCAGGAGCCGGUGGGGGCCCUGUUGGGGGAGUCCCAGAGUGCCCGGGUGGCGAUCUCUCCUCCCAUGACCCCCCAGCAGCCCUACAUGCAGUACCAGCACUCAUCCUACCCGCCCUACUUGGCCAUGUGUGAGAGCGACGAGGGCUCCUACCGAGGGGUGUCUCCCACCCUGGUCCAAAAUUACACUGGUUUCUCCUACCCUCUGUACGGUAAGACGGCGGGCAGAGAGGAGUCAGAGGUGACUCUGCCUUGCAGAGGAGGCGUGGUCAGUGGCAAACAGGGCAGAGACUCAUCCUCGUCUUCCACCAUGGAGAUGCUGAAGCAAUGCCACCAGUUUCACGGGAAGUCGCCCGCUGCUGGUGAAAAAUGUUCCUCUGAGGUGGAACAUGAGAUGGACCGCGAGAGGAGCCGUGUGUCGUUGGGUCGCCACCUGCACACACACCAUCACACACACCUCGGCGUCAGCUACAACCUGGUGUCUGGACAGUACGACAUUUACCCAGGUCUGAGCUCCAGGUCGCUGGUGUCGGGUCAGCAGGCGUCAGGACGCUCCUCAGCUGACAGCGACGUGAAGAAGUAGGACCAUGACCUGACCACGUGCAGGUUCCAUGGUGUGAAAGAAGUAGGACCGUGACUUGACCACAUGCAGGUUCCAUGCUGUGAAAGAAGUAGGACCAUGACCUGAUCAUGUGCAGGUUCCAUGGUGUGAAAGAAGUAGGACCAUGACCUGACCACGUGCAGGUUCUAUGGUGUGAAAGAAGUAGGACCAUGACUUGACCAUGUGCAGGUUCCAUGGUGUGAAAGAAGUAGGACCAUGACCUGACCACGUGCAGGUUCCAUGGUGUGAAAGAAGUAGGACCAUGACUUGACCAUGUGCAGGUUCCAUGGUGUGAAAGAAGUAGGACCAUGACCUGACCAUGUGCAGGUUUCAUGGUGUGAAAGAAGUAGGACCAUGACCUGACCACGGGCAGGUUCCAUGGUGUGAAAGAAGUAGGACCAUGACCUGACCACGGGCAGGUUCCAUGGUGUGAAAGAAGUAGGACCAUGACCUGACCACGUGCAGGUUCCAUGGUGUCAACUGCACCUCGCUGAAAGGCAGAGGACAAAAACAACUGUCAGUAGCGCCACCUACAGUGCGUGGUCGCUACACGCUUAGGACAUGAAGUGGAGGAGGAGUCAGUGUACAAAGGAGUGAAACAUGUUGUGAUGUUUCCAGAAGGUUCUGACUGAAUGUAGUAAAGAUGACUCACAUUAUUCUGUGGUCCACUAACUUUGUAAUGUUGUAUGGUCUUUGUGUCAGCGUAAUAACUCGGGCUGUCAAUCUAACGAGCCCAUUCCAAUUCCUGGGGCGGUGAUUCCAUUCUUGAUUCAACACAAUUCUCCAUUCAAACCCAUUCUCCCAAGAUAUUAUUUGGUAUAAUAAUUAGAAUUAAACUUUUACAAAACAGGUUACAGGUUAGAAAAGCUCCUUCUGGUUGCACGGAGAUAGACUAAAAAGGUAUUUUAAAAACGUUUAUUAAAAAAAAAAUAUAUAUAUAUAUAUAUAUAUAUAUAUAUAUAUAUAUAUAUAUAUAUAUAUAUAUAUAUACAGUAUAUAUAUAUAUUAGUUAUUUAUUUAUUAAAAAAGGUUUAAUCGAUUGUUGAAAAAUUGUGAAAAUUUGAUUCAGAAUUGAUUCUUUAUUCAACACAAUUAUCAAUUCAAACCGAUUCUCGCGCUUUAUUAUUUGGUGAUAUUUUACGUGGGGAUGGCCUAAAGACAACUCUUUUAAAAUUGUUUCUCAUUAAAAAAUUAUAAAAUUACAACAUAUUUAUAAUUUUUUUCUAUAUUUUUAAAACUUUUGAAAAUUUGGACCAGAAUCGAUUGUCGAUUCAAACCAGUUUUCGCAAAUCCAUUUUUGAAAAGGAUCAAUCACUUUAGAACCGGGAUGAAUAAGAAUUGCGAUUGGGACAUGAAUGGAUGAUUGAGUGCAGCCCGUCUCAAGCUGCUGUAAAUACUGUCUGCUCAUUGGCCACACACAGUUGGUCGGAAUGUUCCCACUUCAACCAAAUCACACAACUUGAAAGAAUAUUUCAAUGAUAUUUGUCACUUAAGACAAGGUGUAAAUAAUCGUCUCCAUGUAUUGGCUUGGUCCAUUUUCCAAGGAGGAGUUUACAAUAUUUGCAACAGUCUGGAAUGCAGCAUUGGUUGUCUUCUUCAUUGGUGAACAAUGGCAGGCCUGAAAGUGAGUCACGCGUGCUCUGGUCCAGAUUUUUCAGCUGAGAGGGUUCUCAUUGCACACGCUUGUACGCUGGGCCCAAUAUUUCUACAUUUCAUGAAACAACAUACUUGCCAACCUUGAGACCUCCACAUUCGGGAGA